AUGAAUGGAACAAAGAAUAACAGUGUGCAAGACUGCUUUGGGGAACCAAGCACAGCGACCACUGCUUUCAAAGCUCUGGCCUAUGUUUGCAUUUUCGUUGUAUCUUUGGUCGGAAAUGGCGGCAUCCUUUUGGCUAUUUACAAGAACAAACAGCUGAGGAGAUCUAUAAACUACUUUGUCUUUAAUAUGGCUGUGUCUGAUAUAUUAAAUCCGUUGACAAUCCUGCCAGUAACAUUCGUUGAGAUUGUCUCAGGAUCUGAUACUUGGAAAGUUGACGACCCGUGGUUGUUAGGAAACUUCCUUUGCAAACUUUCCUUCUUUCUCCCCGAUGUUUCUGUUGCAGUAUCAAUUGAAAGCCUGCUGUUGAUAUCGCUGGACAGACUUAUCGCUGUUGCCUUUCCGCUUAGGACAAGAUAUCUUUCACCGAAAGUUCAUCUAAUGAGUAUCCUCUGUGCAUGGAUCAUCGCCAUCGCAGUUCAUGCACCUUAUUUUUACACUUUCAGGCUACAGCUUUACGAAAACAAAACUUACUGUGUCGCCAAUUGGGGACCAACCUUUAAUCAUGUGGAAACACACAAACGAUUUGUCACAGCAACGUUUAUUACUUUUGUGUUAGUGCCAAUCUGUGUCCUGGUGAUCGUGUACAGUGUAAUAGCUUGGAACUUGUGCCAAGAGCGAAAGAAAAUGGAGCAAGAGUCGAGUAAUCAUCAAAAGAAACUUGGCAAACAAAGCAAAAAAAUUGUUUGUAGCUCUGUAGCUAUUGUAGCAGCUUUCGCUUUCUGCAUGAUUCCACAGCUUGUUUUUAUCUUUACACGCAUAUUUGUUUGGAAUUGGGAAGUGCCGCCGAAUUGCGCUUUUCGCACAACGAUCCCGUUCAUUGCCUCUUUCAUGUUGCACGCAUGGAGUGCUGUUAAUCCUUGCAUUUGCUUUAUAUUCAUUAAGACCUAUCGAGACACUCUGAAGAAAUUGCUCUGCUCUCUGUGGUCAACUGUAAAUCAUACACAGACUUUGGAUCUAUCGAUGAAUCCCGCUACGUUAGCACUAAGGAUUCAAAAAUGUCGUUCUACGCAAGUCUGA
Messenger RNA from Pocillopora verrucosa, 1077 nucleotides. Its product is annotated as neuropeptide Y receptor type 1-like. Gene Ontology annotation, molecular function: G protein-coupled receptor activity. The record is from RefSeq and is a predicted model, not a curated record. Gene Ontology annotation, cellular component: plasma membrane. Lineage: Eukaryota; Metazoa; Cnidaria; Anthozoa; Scleractinia; Pocilloporidae. Gene Ontology annotation, biological process: G protein-coupled receptor signaling pathway.